AUGGUCUUAACUAACGCCGUCUACUUCAAAGGCAUUUGGAAAUACCCGUUCAAGUCUCAAAGUACCCACAAGGAGUUUUUCGUAUCCCCGAAACAGUCUGUCGAAGUGCAUAUGAUGUCGCAAACGGAAAUUUCAAAUAUGGUAAUUGGACUCGAAGAAGUUUCGCGCCCAGGUGCUGGAGAUGCCCUUCAGGGGCGACAGCGCGUCCAUGGUGGUGCUCCUCCGCGAUGUGGAAGGGGAUCCAAGACGGUUGACUGGCUGGUCCGACGCCUGAAGCCCAAGAGACUCGCUUUUGAGUUAAAGGCGAUGCGCUUCGUCCCGCUGACUACUUUGAAGAAAAUGAGAAUGCGUAAACUUUUCUCCUCCACCGCCGAUCUGACCAACUUUGCACCUGACGGAGGAUUACUGGUGAAUGGAGCGAUCCACAAGGCCCUUAUUCAGGUGGACGAAGGCCAGUACUUUUCGCACAUUGAUGUCAGUGUUCUGAUAGAGGAGUAA
This is a messenger RNA of Penaeus vannamei (Pacific white shrimp), 498 nucleotides long. NCBI's taxonomy places the organism in Eukaryota, Metazoa, Arthropoda, Malacostraca, Decapoda, Penaeidae. The record is from RefSeq and is a predicted model, not a curated record.